Macrosteles quadrilineatus (aster leafhopper) is the source of this 1949-nucleotide messenger RNA. RefSeq names its product chloride intracellular channel exc-4-like. Gene Ontology annotation, biological process: chloride transport. NCBI's taxonomy places the organism in Eukaryota, Metazoa, Arthropoda, Insecta, Hemiptera, Cicadellidae. Gene Ontology annotation, cellular component: apical plasma membrane; cytoplasm. The transcript is spliced from 6 exons. The record is from RefSeq and is a predicted model, not a curated record. Gene Ontology annotation, molecular function: chloride channel activity. The coding region runs from base 130 to 909 and encodes 259 amino acids.
UGAGUUCUGUCGUUCUGUCUGUGUUUUGUGCGCUUCGGCUUCCGAAUAGCUAACGUCAAACAUAAACUUGUAAACGGAUUCUGUCGGUGACGUUGUGUAUUUAGUGCUUUUAUUUUAUUGCAAUUCAAAAUGUCAGAGGAUCACCAUCAAAACGGCAACGAGGAAAACGGUGAUGUUCCCGAAAUUGAACUUAUUAUUAAGGCCAGUACAAUAGACGGUCGCAGGAAGGGAGCUUGUCUGUUCUGCCAGGAGUACUUCAUGGACCUCUACCUGCUGGCAGAGCUCAAGACCAUCAGUCUCAAAGUGACCACAGUGGACAUGCAGAAACCUCCGCCGGACUUUAGAACAAAUUUUGAAGCAACACCUCCACCCAUUCUGAUUGACAACGGGUUGGCAGUUCUGGAGAACGAGAAGAUUGAACGACACAUAAUGAAGAACGUCCCUGGCGGACAUAAUCUGUUUGUGCAGGACAAGGAAGUCGCAACACUCAUUGAGAAUCUGUACAGUAAAUUGAAACUAAUGCUGCUGAAGAAGGACGACACGAGCACCAACAGUCUGCUGUCCCACCUGCGCAAGAUCAACGACCAUCUGGGACAGAAGGCCACGAGGUUCCUCACGGGGGACACCAUGUGCUGCUUUGACUGUGAGCUCAUGCCCAGACUGCAGCACAUCAGGGUAGCAGGCAAGUACUUCAGUGACUUUGAGAUCCCGUCGCAUCUGAAGCACUUAUGGCGUUACAUGUACCACAUGUACCAACUUGACGCCUUCACCCAGAGUUGUCCAGCUGACCAGGACAUCAUCAACCACUACAAGCUGCAGCAGCAGGGUAUGAAGAUGAAGAAACAUGAGGAGUUGGAGACCCCAACAUUCACCACUUCCAUCCCCAUCGAGGUGUCCGGAGAAGACUAACAUCACUGCGAGCCGCAAGGGGCAUUGUUACUGCAGACCAACAUUUCAUUACUUACAUUCUUGAGUAGAUUAUAUUUAUGUCAUAUUUUGUUUUAGGUUAUAGAAAAAGCUUUAUUAUUGAUAUUUCAAUACUAUUUAUUGCCACGGUUUAUUAAUGAUUUUCAAAAGCGUGCCGGCAGAAGUUAAAGUGUUGUUUGACAACACAAAGCUUAUUUAUUGUAAGACUUCAUGUGACUAUGUGCAUUAUUCGAGUGGCCUUUUUUUGUACUCCUCAUUGAAAAGUCUGAUUAGAAAAUGUCGACCAGUUUCAGUUGUAGUUCAGAUUAAUCAUUAAUUUGUAAUAAUGUCCAUAAUGUCCAACACAGGGCUAUACUGUUGUACAGUGUUUGCCGUUCUGCAGUGAUAAUGAAGGCAACAUUUUUGUGAACUAAAAAUCGGUUACCGGCAACUUUCACAAAACUUUGUAUAGUGAAAAUUUAGUUUAAGCAAAGCCAUAACGCUGUUUUCAUGCGGUGUAAAUAGGCAUGGCCAAGUUAAGUUUCUUGUUACUGGGUUGGCUGCACCGUUAAUUCUUGUUACGAACACUAACUAUAUAGUUUUUUUAACAAAAUGUUAAUCAGCACCGCUUUGUAUCUUCAGUCUCUGUCCUUGUAAAUAUUUCAAAACCUGCCACUGCAACUUUUGUUCAAUCAUAUUUUGUAAAGCCUGUAAAUUAAAACAUUUUCUACAAUUUUAGAUAACUAGCUAAAACUAAGGCAAAACUUAAAUUAACUAUUUGUUAAUUUUUAAAUUUUUAACAGGGUCUUUUUUAGUUUUGUUCCUCAGUUGCAGGUUGUCAAUGCUAUUUAAAUUUACAUUUGUUAUUGCCUGAUGCAUUAAUUAAGGUAUGUUAAAUCAUUAAAUGGCAAUAAUUUAUUAUUAUUUAAGGUUAUUUUUAUUUGUGUAUUUUUCACAAAGUACAGUUUAUUUAAAUUUGAAGGAAUAUAUUUAAGCUAAUUGUACUGUCAAAUUUUAAUAAAUUUUAUUUUGAUUUAUUGUAA